Molecule: messenger RNA, 8253 nt
Organism: Rattus rattus (black rat)
Lineage: Eukaryota; Metazoa; Chordata; Mammalia; Rodentia; Muridae
Gene: Golga3
Product: golgin A3
Exons: 24
Coding region: 468-4931 (1487 amino acids)
Source: RefSeq, a predicted model, not a curated record
GGGAGGGGAGUCUGAGUUGGUCCUUUAGGCUGGAAGUUGUUUCUCUGAAGGGAAGGCACGCAAAAUUUUAGGGCCAGUUUCUGAAGGAUACCUCAGUUCUGUUCGAAGAUCCGUACCAACCCUAAUUCGAUAGUGGCUACUGGUCGCAGAGGACAGCUUGUCUUCCGGAACGAAGACAUCGCAUACAGUUUGUUUCCGGGCGGUUGCCCGAGACUGGUGCCCUGUUGCGCCCCGCCCCUUGCACGGCCACGUCCUACCGGAGCCGCAGGGUUGGGCCGCUACGGGAAUCAUGGUAUUGCUUGGUUUGACUUCAAGCCAUUUAUGAGACUUUAAACCUUACCCUGAAAAUGGAAAACAGAGUAAGAUCCUUCUUAGAAGCUCUGAGCUGUUGCUGAUGGCAAAAAGCAAACUUAAUCCAGAGUUACCUGUAGCUCCUCAAAGUCUUCUUAGUCUGGGCUGCCCUGACCAUGGAUGGAGCAUCAGCCAAACAGGAUGGCCUCUGGGAAAACAAGUCUAGCAGUGAUAUUUCAUCUUGCCCUGAAGCCUCACUGGAAACUGUGGGCUCUUUGGCCCGACUGCCUGACCAACAAGAUACAGCUCAGGAUGGCAGUGUUGAGGUAAACAGAGUUUUUAAGGAAGAAGGAAGCCCAGACAGAUCCAGCCAGGUGCCCAUCUGUCAGAAUGGGCAGAUCCCAGACCUUCAGUUGUCUCUCGAUCCCACAACAAGCCCAGUGGGACCUGAUGCCUCUACAGGUGUGGAUGGUUUCCAUGACAACCUAAGGAAGUCUCAGGGAACUAGUGCUGAGGGCAGUGUUAGAAAAGAAGCUUUGCAGUCUCUCAGACUCAGUCUUCCCAUGCAAGAAACGCAACUGUGCUCUACUGCAUCUUCACUGCCCUUGGAAAAGGAGGAGCAGGUCCGACUGCAGGCCCGGAAGCGCCUGGAAGAGCAGCUGAUGCAAUACCGAGUUAAACGCCAUCGGGAAAGGUCCAGUCAGCCGGCAACUAAAAUGAAACUUUUUAGUACACUUGAUCCUGAGCUCAUGUUAAAUCCAGAAAACUUGCCAAGGGCCAGUGCUGUAGCUGUGACAAAAGAAUAUUCCUUCCUGCGUACCAGUGUUCCUCGGGGGCCCAAGGUAGGCAGCUUAGGGCUGCUGGCACAUUCUAAAGAGAAGAAGAAUUCCAAGUCAAGCAAGAUUCGGUCUCUGGCUGACUAUAGAACUGAAGAUCCAAGUGACUCUGGUGGCCUUGGUUCUACUGCUGAUGCUGUUGGAAGUUCCCUGAAACAGAGUAGAAGUAGCACUUCGGUUGUGUCUGAAGUGAGCCCAUCAUGUGAGACUGAUAACCGUGCAGAGAGUGCCUCACUGGCUGGGGACAGUGUGUCAGAGGCUGAUGGAAAUGAGAGUGACAGUUCCUCACACAGCAGCUUCUCUGCCCGAGGGGCCUGUGCUGUCCUGGGGAAUGUCGGCACGCCAGGAGCAGCUUACGUGGUUGAUGGCCAGGAGAUUUCUGCUGAGGCCCUGGGCCAGUUUCCUUCGAUUAAAGACGUGCUACAGGCUGCAGCAGCCCAGCACCAAGAUCAGAACCAGGAAGCCAAUGGGGAGGUGCAGAGCCGCAGAGACAGCAUCUGCAGCAGUGUGUCCAUGGAGAGCUCUUUUGCUGAACCACAGGAAGAAUUGUUGCAGAUCCUUAAAGAUAAGAGGAGACUUGAAGGACAGGUGGAGGCUUUGUCAUUAGAAGCCAGUCAGGCACUUCAAGAGAAGGCUGAGCUACAGGCCCAGCUUGCUGCCCUGAGCACAAGGCUACAGGCACAGGUGGAACACAGUCACAGCAGCCAGCAGAAGCAAGACUCCCUUAGUUCUGAAGUGGACACUUUGAAGCAGUCUUGCUGGGAUUUGGAGCGGGCCAUGACUGACCUGCAGAACAUGCUAGAAGCUAAAAAUGCCAGCCUGGCAUCGUCAAACAAUGACCUACAAGUGGCAGAGGAGCAGUAUCAGAGACUGAUGGCCAAAGUGGAGGCCAUGCAGAGAAACAUCCUCAGCAAGGACAACACAGUUCAUGACCUGCGGCAGCAGAUGACAGCGCUACAGAGCCAGCUCCAGCAAGUACAGCUGGAGCGCACAACACUGACCAGCAAACUACAAGCAUCACAGGCUGAAAUCACUUCUUUGCAGCAGGCCCGGCAGUGGUACCAACAGCAGCUUGCUUUGGCCCAGGAGGCCAGAGUCAGGCUGCAAGGAGAGAUGGCCCACAUCCAGGUCGGACAGAUGACUCAAGCGGGCCUUUUGGAGCACCUGAAGCUUGAGAAUGUGUCCCUAUCGCAUCAGCUAACAGAAACUCAGCACAGAUCCAUCAAGGAAAAAGAGCGCAUAGCUGUUCAGCUCCAGAGCAUUGAGGCUGACAUGUUGGAUCAGGAGGCAGCAUUUGUACAGAUUCGGGAGGCGAAGACAAUGGUGGAAGAAGACCUCCAAAGGAAGCUGGAAGAAUUUGAAGGUGAACGGGAACAGUUACAGAAAGUGGCCGAUGCAGCAGCGUCCCUGGAGCAACAGUUGGAACAGGUGAAGUUGACAUUGUUCCAGCGAGAUCAGCAGCUGGCAGCACUUCAGCAGGAGCAUCUAGAUGUGAUAAAGCAGCUUACAUCGACACAGGAGGCUCUACAGGCCAAAGGGCAGUCCCUCGAUGACCUGCAAACACGUUAUGAUGAGCUACAAGCAAGGCUGGAAGAGCUGCAGAGAGAGGCUGACUCCAGGGAGGAUGCCAUUCACUUCUUGCAGAAUGAGAAGAUUGUCUUAGAAGUGGCUCUGCACUCAGCCAGGAGUGACAAGGAGGAACUUGACAGAGGAGCACGGCGUUUGGAAGAAGAUACUGAGGAGACAUCAGGACUUUUAGAACAAUUGAGACAAGAUUUGGCUGUCAAGUCCAACCAGGUGGAACACUUGCAGCAAGAGACAGCCACAUUGAGAAAACAGAUGCAGAAAGUAAAGGAGCAGUUUCUUCAGCAAAAGGUGAUGGUAGAGGCCUAUCGGCGAGAUGCUGCUUCUAAAGACCAACUCAUCAAUGAGCUGAAAGCUACCAAAAAACGCCUGGACUCAGAGAUGAAGGAACUGAGGCAGGAGCUGAUCAAGCUGCAUGGAGAGAAGAAGACUGUGGAAGUAGAGCACUCACGGCUGCAGAAGGACAUGUCCCUGGUUCACCAGCAGAUGGCAGAGCUUGAGGGGCAUCUCCAGUCGGUGCAGAAAGAGCGAGAUGAAAUGGAGAUUCACCUGCAGUCUUUGAAGUUUGACAAAGAGCAGAUGAUAGCCCUUACUGAGGCCAAUGAGACACUAAAGAAACAAAUAGAGGAGCUGCAGCAAGAGGCCAAGAAGGCCAUCACAGAACAGAAGCAGAAGAUGAAGCGGCUGGGCUCAGAUCUGACCAGUGCCCAGAAGGAGAUGAAGACUAAGCACAAGGCUUACGAGAAUGCUGUGAGCAUUCUCAGCCGUCGCCUACAGGAGGCUCUGGCUAACAAGGAGGCCACAGAUGCGGAGCUGAACCAGCUCAGAGCUCAGAGCACAGGUGGCAGCAGUGACCCUGCUCUACAUGAGAAGAUUCGUGCUCUGGAGGUGGAACUGCAGAAUGUUGGCCAAAGCAAAAUACUGCUGGAGAAGGAGUUACAGGAGGUGAUCACGAUGACAAGCCAGGAGUUGGAAGAGUCCCGGGAGAAGGUGCUGGAGCUCGAGGAUGAGCUUCAAGAAUCCAGAGGCUUCAGAAGGAAGAUAAAACGUCUUGAAGAGUCAAAUAAGAAGCUAGCUCUGGAGUUAGAACAUGAGCGAGGGAAGCUCACCGGCCUUGGACAAUCUAAUGCGGCUUUGCGGGAGCACAACAGCAUUCUGGAGACUGCACUAGCCAAGAGGGAAGCUGACCUGGUGCAGCUGAAUCUCCAGGUGCAGGCAGUUUUACAGCGCAAAGAGGAGGAGGAUCGCCAGAUGAAGCAACUUGUCCAAGCCUUACAAGUCUCAUUAGAGAAAGAAAAGACGGAAGUGAGCAGCCUGAAGGAACAGAUGGCUGCUGCCAGGGUGGAAGCUGGGCACAACCGCCGCCACUUUAAGGCAGCGACUUUGGAGCUGAGUGAGGUGAAGAAAGAAUUGCAGGCCAAAGAACACCUGGUACAGACACUGCAGGCCGAGGUGGAUGAGCUCCAGAUUCAGGAGGGAAAGCAUUCUCAAGAAAUAGCUCAAUUCCAGACUGAGCUGGCAGAAGCUAGGACCCAGCUCCAGCUCCUGCAGAAGAAGCUCGAAGAACAGAGGAGCCAGCAACCAACAGGGAGCCAAGAGAUGGAAGAUCUCAAAUGGGAAUUGGAUCAGAAAGAACGAGAGAUUCAGUCCCUGAAGCAGCAGCUUGACUUGACAGAGCACCAGGGCAAGAAAGAACUCGAGGGUACACAACAGACACUGCAGACUAUCAAGUCUGAGUUGGAAACGGUUCAGGAAGAUCUGUCUGAGACCCAGAAGGAUAAGUUUAUGCUUCAAGCCAAAGUGUCUGAACUGAAGAACAACAUGAAGACUCUGCUGCAGCAGAACCAACAGCUCAAGCUGGAUCUCCGCCGCGGUGCAGCCAAGAAGAAAGAGCCAAAAGGUGAGUCCAGCUCAUCCAGUCCAGCAACACCCAUCAAGAUACCAGACUGCCCUGUCCCAGCCUCACUGCUGGAGGAGCUGCUGAGGCCCCCACCCGCUGUGAGCAAGGAGCCCCUGAAGAAUCUCAACAGCUGUUUGCAGCAGCUCAAGCAGGAAAUGGACAGUCUACAGCGCCAGAUGGAGGAGCAUACCAUCACUGUGCAUGAGUCCCUGUCCUCGUGGGCUCAGGUGGAAGCUGCCCCAGCAGAGCAUGCCCAUGCCCGGGGAGACACAAAAGUACACAAUCAAAACAGUGUUCCUGGAGAAGGGCUGGGCCAAUGACCACUGUUGUCCUUAUCACCAAGUAUUUGUGGCUGUUGAAGGAAUACUCUUGUCAAUAUUAUUUAUUUGAUUGAAUGCUCUGGUGGCUUUUUUUUUUUUUUUUCGUUUUUUAAGAAAUUACUUAAAUUUCCCUUUACUUUUUAUCAAGGAUUAAAAUAACAAACAUCUGGGAGGUGGUGGCACACACUUUUAAUCCCAGCACCAGGAGGCAGAUGUAGGCAUGAUCUCUAUGAGUUUGAGGCCAGCCUGGUCUACAGAUCAAUAGUUCCAGAACAGCCAGGGCUACAAAGAGAGACUCUUGUCUCAAAAUAAAUAAAUAAAGGGAUGAGGCAAGAAUUAAAAACAUAGUCAUAGCUUUUCCCAUGAAAUGACCAAUUCUUAAAAACAUCAGAGUUUGGACUGCUGGUGAAGCCUGAGUGUGUAUAUCUGAACAGUCACUUGCAGAAGGAGAGAACUUCAUGUGUGGCUCAGACACACAUAAGACCUUUACUUUCCUACAUAAAUGAGUUUUUAUUUACACCUUUUGCUUUUUAUUUCAUUUGCCUUUCAAACUAUUCUACCUAAAUAGGAUGUAUAUAUAUAAAUACCAAAAGUCUUUUGAAAACAUACACCUAUGUUAUUUAAGGAUCUAAUUGUUUUACUACUGAUUUCCCUUUGAAAAUUUGCUACUGGGAAACAGUAUACAUGUAGCUGUAGGGGUGUCAGUUUAAAAAUGUAUUUUAAGAAGUAUAACUUAUUUUCUAUGCAUCCUAAAACCAAAUACUCUUGGCACAGAAAGAAUUGUGUUAGUUUUAGUCUUUUCAUUUCUGAGGGUCUUUUCUACCAACAUGUCCAUGAAUUAAUAACACUGACCUCUCAGGUCUGUGGCCUUACGUGGUUUUACUCACUUUGGCUUACCAACAGGCAGGGCCAGUCAGGCCUUGAGGUCAGUUAGCAGGGGACAAAAGGACCUCCAAGGUCUCCUCAUACUGACCUGAUAUUUGGAGAACACUGGUGGAGGCAGCCUUGGGCUGUGGGUUAUAGGCUGCAAACACUGUGUCCCAAAGAUGGUGUUUAUGAAACAGUGAAUGUCUGUCUGUGGCCAUCAGGAGCCACCAUGGACCUCUAUUGAAUACUUGUGGCACAACAAGCCAGAGUAAUACCUGGAAGAAGGUAGGCACUUUGGUUUUCUGAGACAGGGUUAAAAGACAAAAGCCUUGUUUAAAGUCAGCACUAAGUGUGUGAUUUAUUGCCGUCUGCUUCCCAAAUCAUAAUAAUAUUUACAUAGAACACCUGACUUGAAGUCUGUAAUCUUUGUGAAUGCUUGUGAAGAAAAUUUAAAAUAAAGUAGGUUUUUGAUCCAUGACUGUAACCCCAGCACUUGGGAGGUAGAAUCAGGAGGCGAAUCUGUUCAAGACUAGUUUUCAGCUACACAGCAAGUUUGAGGCAAGACUGGGUUACAUGAACCAUGACUUAGAAAGACAGACAAGCUGGAACAACAAGAGAAACGAUCUGGAACAGUGUUAGAAGGAAAAGGGAGAAAGACCUGAAGGAAGCUGUAAGCGUGAUCAGCUAGUUGGUGUCUUUGAGUGGGUUUCUUGUCUAUUUUAUGGAAAAUCAGUAUGGCAUUUUUAAUCUGUGUUCUCUUAUAAUAUCCUAUUAGAGCUGUAAAUGAUGUGGUUAAAGUAGAAUUAUCAGCAGUGAUGUCUGGUGUUUGAAAAAUAUUCUUUAGCAAGUAUUGGGACUUUGAAGUGUGUAUAUCACUUGUACAGGGUUAAUCUUAAAAAAAUCUUUAAAACGUUAUUGUAAAUAAACCCUUUUAAUCUCUAAGUUAGAAAUUAGAAAAAGAUGGUAAUUUACAUUAUUUAUUUUGUAUUUUUAAUGUCAAAACCAAGAAAUAGCUCUUGGUUUGGACUUACUCUGCAACAGAGCUAGUUUCUCCUAUGUAAAGAGAUCUUCAAGUGAGUUUUGUUGAUUGUGUUGUCUGGGGGAGGAUAAGCUAAUUCUGAACUCAUUCAGGUGAAGGUUGUUUUCAUGUCUUAACCCAUUUCUUCGGUUGCUUUGCUGUCCCAUAUGCACGUAUACCCUCAGAAAUGUCACUUCUUCUAAACUUUGUAGUCUGCCUUGUGAAUCCUUGGCUAGGUUCCUCUUGGUUCCAUGAAAGGUCUGACAUGUCUUGGCUUCUUUCUCUGUCCCUCUUUGCAUGUCAGUGUGUCUUUUCUCACAGUUGUGAUUCAGAGGACUCUUAGAUUGGAGCCGGGAUUCUCUUAGGGCUCUUUAAGUCACAUUGAAGUUGAGUUUUCAGGUUCCCUUUUUUUUUGUUUGUUUGUUUGUUUGUUUGUUUUGAGUUUUUCCCUUCUAUUUUCCCCUCUUAUUUCUAUUGUACUUGGCCUCCUUGAGCUUAUUCCUGAGUGAAUAUGGCUUGACUACUGUUGCCUCUGCAGCCAGACCUGGGGGUUUUAGUUUGCUCAUGAAAAACUGCAGGCAGGUAUGGAGAAUUGCUUUCUCAGGCGGGCUCACACCAUUGUGUACCAUUUCUGCAUAUAUCAUAUAUGCUGAAUCUUGUCCUAUACUGGACACCUUGGCUUGCAUGCUUUAUACUAUUAGUUUUCUUAUGUUUAAAAAUUACCAUGAAAUUUCUAUCUUUGUUUUUAUGGUAGACAUCCAAUUGAUGCUGUGAUUUUAGAUUUUUACACCAUGGGAGCAGGCAAUGAUUUUGAGAGAUGUGAGGCUGACUUUACGUGGACGUGGGAUACAGGGAGCUCAGAAGGUAGUCUUAGUGCAUAUAUCAAAAAGCUUGGUUAAAUUCUUCUCCAUUUCAAAAUAAACUUUCCAGUAUGUGGACACUGUAAAAGCCAUAGGCUUAUAGGUCACAAUGAUAUAUAUUUUUCAUAUAUUUUGAAACAAAAAUUGGCAGGAGAAGAUUCUGGAUUUAAAAGGGACCAUCAUAUUUGAAAAGUCCUGGAGCCUCAGAGGACCCCUGUGAUAAAAAUAAUACUGUGGCAUGAGAUAUCUCGAGUCUCAAUCUAACAUGCUCAGUAGUUUGGAAAUCUAGCCCAGUCUACUCUGUAGUGGUCGUAGGUUCUGACAGGAUCUUUGGGUCCAUGUACAGUUUGGAGGGUCCAACAUUUCAGUGCUUUUUGAGUUUCUCAUUUCUAUAAAAAGUUAUCUUACAAGGGAGUCAGUCUUCAUGUUGGGGCUUUCCCAGGGAAACUGUCAUCACUGGUAACAAACUGUAACUUUAAAAAGGCAUGUUGUUGCUGUUAUUGUUUUGCCUUCUUUUUUUAAUAUAAGUGUGCUUGGGAACUCCUUACAUUUUAUGCAAUAAACUAUUUUUGGUAAA